UUUCACCAUCGGCCCGGUGACGAUUCGCCGCGCGCCGCAAUGGCGCCCUUGGAAAGUCAGCAGGGCUCCGAUGCCGAAUUUGAGGAAGGUGGUUGGGAUGACUUGUUGACCCCGUACCCGGUCGAAUCAGACCUGGCGGUGGGCGGCGUCGCGACACACCGCGACGCUGCAGUGGGGGAUGACGCAGACGCGGCGGACGUGGGCGUGCAGGCAUCACCUUCCUUGCCCCUCUGGGCCUUAGAGAAGAUUCGUGGCUUCUCAGGUCUUUCGCAACCAGUGGACAAGAAUACGGUUCAGGAGCUCUUAGCUUUGCUUCCCGCCUUGCCAGCACCAGAUGGACCCAAGCUGCUGUUGGACGAGAUUCGCUUGCGAAAUCCUGAGCUCUUUGAACGGCUCUAUGAGAGCAUGAGGCGGACCAAACAACGAACAGAGGCGGCGUGAUGUGACUCAAGCAACCCCUUGUCGAGCAAUGGAAUUGUGGAAGAAUUUCUUAUAUGCAAUGCUCGAGGUAUAAAAUCUCUAGUCUAGAAUUGAUUUGUAAACAAUCAUCCUGC
Molecule: messenger RNA, 554 nt
Organism: Cladocopium goreaui
Lineage: Eukaryota; Dinophyceae; Suessiales; Symbiodiniaceae
Source: the annotation of a GenBank genome assembly